AUGAUGUCGGGGAAUUACGAUUACCCUCGUGCUUCUUCCUCUUCGUCCCGCCGCACAUCCCGUACUACCAGGCCUGACGAACGCCCAGAGAUCCUCCGUCUCCAGCAUCUCCGCAAUUUCGUAUCGGAACGAAACCGCUCCGGUGCCCAUAAUACCUACAACACCGCCCUUGCCUUGGAAACAUUAAACCGAGAAGUUGCUGAGCAUUCUCUGGACCGAUCUCGUGGUCGUACCAACUCUGAGCAAGUCCGGGCCGACGUCGAUCACCAGAUCCAACAACUGCACUCCGAGACAGCUGGCACCGCAGAGCGAAUUCGGAGCAUUUGGCGUGACCAGUUUCGCUCAGAACGAGCUCGAACUUCGCUCUCACCGGAGACAAAUUCCCUUCGCCAUCGUUUGCCCUGGCAAACGCUCAGACCAUCGAGCCCGAACGGAUCUUUAUCCAGAUCACCGUCCCUCAUGCCACCAUCUGGCCAGUCGGGCCGUGAUGGCCAAGGACGGAUGAAGCGUCGGAAGCUGGACACCGACGAUAACCGCGAGGAAUUCCAGGGCUUCAACUACGGUCAAUAUGGACAAGUGGUGCCGGGAAUGCUGCAAAUGGAAAUCGCCAGCUGCGACGGAGGAAGCUACGAUCCGGACAGCGGGUAUUCGCGCCCGGAGAACGUUUUGGAAAAUAAUACAAGUGUCUACUCUACCAAAGAGGCCCGGUGCAACUUGGUCCUCUGUCAUCGAGGGGAGGCCCCAUUCUGUUUGAAGAAGAUCGUUAUCAGAGCCCCUCAAUGCGGGUUCGAUGCUCCAAUACAAGAAGGCAUGGUCUUCGUCGCCAUGACCUCUGAUGAACUGCUUGCCCGCACCGCCCAAUACCAGAUUCAAUACUCCGGCGGCCGAUACCGGCGCAGUGGCCGCCGCAGUGGCAUGCAACCAUCCCAAGAAUACCUCACUGGGUUCCGACCGCCACUCCAAAACCUCGAACGCACAGUCCUCAUGAGCCCACAUUCAGCCGCGGUUCCGCAUACCGCAGAAGACCCGCAAGCGCAGUUCCGCAUCACCACCGAGUACGACGAGAACAACGAGGAUUCUGGGGAUGACGGAGACUGGCGCUCUGCAUUGCUCGAGAGAACCCAGGCCGAACAGAUGGAAGAUCCGUUAUCGGACACCGACGAGAGUCCAAGCGAUGAGGAGGACCCUCCAAGCAGGAAUCAGCGUCGCCGACAAGUUGAACCAGAACGGCUGAGUGCUCUCAAUCGUAUCAGCGAACCGAGACUGCGCCAUACCCCAAGUCUCGUGCAUCCAAACCCCCUGGCCGAGCCUACUCACCUAACUGCCGAAGUUUUGAAGCCACAUGCACGUUUCUUUAUCGAGCGAGAGAAGAGCAUGGUUACCAUCAAAUUUGAUCCGCCUCCAUCUGGUCGGUUCAUUCUCAUUAAGCUGUGGAGCCCGCGAGCCCACGGGAAUAUUGAUAUCGAAAGCAUCAUCGCCCAUGGGUAUGCUGGUCCGCGGUUCUUCCCAAGUAUCGCUGCUCGCUAG
This is a messenger RNA of Penicillium hordei, 1527 nucleotides long. RefSeq lists its product as uncharacterized. The record is from RefSeq and is a predicted model, not a curated record. Lineage: Eukaryota; Fungi; Ascomycota; Eurotiomycetes; Eurotiales; Aspergillaceae. Bases 1 to 1527 code for a protein of 508 amino acids. The transcript is spliced from 4 exons.